Glycine soja is the source of this 1916-nucleotide messenger RNA. Its product is annotated as serine/threonine-protein kinase-like protein At1g28390. The transcript has a single exon. NCBI's taxonomy places the organism in Eukaryota, Viridiplantae, Streptophyta, Magnoliopsida, Fabales, Fabaceae. Gene Ontology annotation, cellular component: plasma membrane. Gene Ontology annotation, molecular function: protein kinase activity; ATP binding. The record is from RefSeq and is a predicted model, not a curated record. Gene Ontology annotation, biological process: protein phosphorylation. Bases 87 to 1577 code for a protein of 496 amino acids.
GCUUGUGAAUUGCGUUCACAUCAUCCUCCAAAGAUGAGAGUGAGAGUUUUUAAAGUAGAAGUUGAACACCCACUUUGUUUCCAGUUAUGGGUUUUGGCGCCCCAUGUGUUCCCUCACCCAUCCCAAUUCUCAUGGGCUACCUCUCUUGCAAUGCCCACUCCUCAAUCGCCACCUGCCACCCCCACCACAAACCCCUCGCCGCAACACCAAUCCGACACUUUCCCUACGCCGACAUCGUCGCCGCCGCCAACGGCUUCUCCUCCGACACCUUCCUGGGCCGAGGCAGCCACGGCAGAGUCUACAGAGCCACCCUGGACGCCGGCAAGCUCCUCGCCGCCGUCAAAACGACCAAACUUGUCGCCACCAGCACCUCUAAAAACCACGCCACCAAAUGCACCGGCUGCGGCAACUGCACCAGCCCCGCCGAAAACGAGAUCGAGAUCCUCUCCCAAAUCCCCAGCCCCCGCCUCGUCAACCUCAUCGGCUUCAGCACCGACCCAAACGGCAACAAAUUACUCGUCGUCGAAUACAUGCCCAACGGCUCGCUCCACGAUCUGUUACACUCCGUUAAAAAACCGCCCGGUUGGAACCGUAGGGUCCGGUUCGCGCUUCAGGUCGCAAAAGCGGUUCGCGAACUACACUCUUCCAACCCUCCCGUUAUUCACCGUGACGUUAAGUCUUCCAAUGUUUUAAUCGAUCAAGAAUGGAACGCCAGGCUCGGUGACUUCGGCUUGGCCUUAAGGGGACACGUGGAGGACGUUCGCGUCAAGUGCACUCCCCCCGCGGGGACCUUAGGGUACCUCGACCCGUGCUACCUUGCGCCGGAGGAUCUUAGUGCUAAGAGCGACGUCUUCAGCUUCGGAAUCUUGCUCUUGGAAAUAAUCAGUGGAAGAAACGCUAUUGAUGUUAACUUUAGCCCUCCGUCUGUGGUGGACUGGGCGGUGCCGUUGAUUAAGAUCGGCGACUUUGCCGGAAUCUGCGACCGCCGAAUCGGCCCUCCGCCGGACCCUGCCGUGGUGCGGCAGCUCGCAGUGCUGGCCGCCAGAUGCGUGAGGUCGACGGCGGAGAAGCGGCCGUCGAUGGCGGAGGUGGUGGAGUGUCUUAAUCUGGCGAGGAAGAGGAUCCGCGCGUCACCGAUUUGGAACAGUCUGCGGCGGCGCGUGGCACGCGUCGAGAGCGCGCUUCCGGUGUUUGACGGCAAUGAUUGUGAUGGGAGUGAGGAAUUUGUGAGGAUGGUGAAUAAAGGUGGGAGUGGGAGUAAGAGGAACGGGAAAGUAUCGAGUGUGUCGCGUGUAGGGUAUGGGAGUGAGGCCUCCAAUAAUAAUAAAGUGAUGAGGUCAAAGUCCAUUGGUUCUGGUUCGUUGAAAGGGAGUUGGGUCAAAAUGCAACCGCACCAAACGGAGAAUGAAGGGUUUGGGAGAAGGAAGGUGAAGCUAAAAAGGUCAAAGUCUAUGGGGGUUUUGCAAGGUUCGCUACUGAUACAUUAUGGCAGCGAGAAUGAUGUAGUAAUUCGUUCGGGAAUGGCCAAGUUGGUUGUUAAGGAUAAGUUGGAAAAACCGUUAGUGAAAUCGCGUUGAGGAUAGAGAAUGAAGGAAUCAUUUGAAAUUGGAUUGGAUUGGUUUCAUGCAGCACAUGUGGGAGUGAAUAAUAAUAUCCUUGCCUUGCAAAAGAGAGAGAGCGAGAUAAUGAGCUGUUUGAUGUUUCACCUGCUGUGCCUGUGAAUGUCAUAUGAUUGGGUUGGGUUGCUUUUUUUCAAAACUCAUUCAUUAUUUCUGUUCCAAGAAUCGGAAGGACCAAUGUUUUUUGCAUUGGAUGCUUUUCACCAUUCAACCAAAUUUGUACUGUAAUUCUGUGUCAUUAAUACUUUAACUAAUACGGAACUUUUGCUGUAGUCCUAAUCUAUUCUUUAUUUUGGA